Messenger RNA from Raphanus sativus (radish), 2342 nucleotides. Its product is annotated as protein REDUCED WALL ACETYLATION 3. The record is from RefSeq and is a predicted model, not a curated record. The transcript is spliced from 16 exons. Gene Ontology annotation, molecular function: acetyltransferase activity. NCBI's taxonomy places the organism in Eukaryota, Viridiplantae, Streptophyta, Magnoliopsida, Brassicales, Brassicaceae. Bases 354 to 1979 code for a protein of 541 amino acids. Gene Ontology annotation, cellular component: Golgi apparatus. Gene Ontology annotation, biological process: xylan biosynthetic process; plant-type secondary cell wall biogenesis; xyloglucan metabolic process.
AAUCUCCACUUUCUGAAAUUUUAGUAAUGGAAAAAAAAACCAGCGAACAAAGCCAUCGCCAAACCAACAACAACCGUUCGGGUGAGAGGGGAGCUUGACGAGAACGACGUCGCACCCGCUAUUUUCUCCAUUCUCUAAGCAACAAUUAUCUUCUUCUUCUUCUCCUCCUUACUUCGCACUCUGCAUCUUCUGCUGCAUUCCUAGUGUUCCGGAUCCUGAGUUCAUCCUCCUACAGAUCGAACUCGAUACCUUAGAUCCAACGGCAGAGUGACAAUCUCUCCCCCAUCGUUUUUUUUCUUCUGUUUCCAGUGUUCCUUAUCAAUCUCCGAAGAUCCAUUCGCCGAUCCACUACAAUGGCGGAUUCUGAGCCAAUCACGCCUGGCCAGGUUUCGUUUCUGCUAGGAGUCAUCCCUGUAUUCAUAGCAUGGAUGUACUCUGAGUUUCUGGAGUACAAGAGGUCUUCAUUGCACUCUAAAGUUCAUUCAGAUAGUAAUUUGGUUGAACUGGGUGAGGUGAAAGGCAAGGAAGAGGAAGUAGCUGUUUUACUUGAAGGAGUUGGUCUUCCUAGAUCAGUCUCUUCACGCUUCUAUAACUCUCCUAUCAAGACCAACUUGAUUAGGUUUCUGACGAUGGAAGACUCUUUCUUGAUUGAUAAUCGAGCAACGUUGAGAGCCAUGGCUGAGUUCGGGGGGAUUCUUUUCUACUUUUAUAUUUGCGAUCGAACAAACUUGCUUGGAGAGUCCACAAAGAAUUACAACAGAGACCUUUUCAUCUUUCUCUACUGUCUUCUCAUCAUAGUGUCAGCCUUUGCAUCCUUGAAGAAACACAAUGACAGAUCACCAAUAACGGGGAAAUCCAUCCUCUUUCUUAAUCGUCACCAGACUGAAGAGUGGAAGGGAUGGAUGCAGGUUUUAUUUCUCAUGUAUCAUUACUUUGCUGCGGCUGAGAUAUACAAUGCAAUCAGGGUCUUCAUCGCUGCUUACGUCUGGAUGACUGGUUUUGGGAACUUCUCUUAUUACUAUAUCAGAAAGGAUUUCUCCCUUGCACGAUUCACUCAGAUGAUGUGGCGUCUUAACUUAUUUGUGGCUUUUAGCUGCAUUAUUCUCAAUAAUGAUUAUAUGCUAUACUACAUCUGUCCGAUGCACACUCUGUUUACUCUUAUGGUGUAUGGAGCUCUUGGUAUCUUCAGUCGGUAUAAUGAAAUACCAUCAGUCAUGGCUGUGAAAAUUGCUUCAUGCUUUCUCGUGGUCAUCCUGAUGUGGGAGAUUCCUGGAGUUUUUGAGAUUUUCUGGAGUCCUCUUACAUUCUUACUGGGAUACACUGAUCCAGCUAAACCCGAUCUACCGCUUCUACAUGAAUGGCACUUCAGAUCAGGACUUGACCGCUACAUAUGGAUCGUCGGAAUGAUAUAUGCCUAUUUCCAUCCCACUGUAGAGAGAUGGAUGGAGAAAUUGGAGGAGUGUGAUGCCAAGAGAAAGCUGUCGAUCAAGACAAGCAUAAUUGCAAUUUCCUCAUUCGUUGGAUACCUCUGGUACGAAUACAUCUACAAGCUUGACAAGGUUACAUACAACAAAUAUCAUCCCUACACGUCGUGGAUUCCAAUAACUGUCUACAUCUGUCUGCGAAAUUCCACACAACAGCUGCGAAAUUUCUCUCUGACACUGUUUGCGUGGCUCGGCAAGAUUACACUAGAGACUUAUAUUUCUCAGUUUCACAUCUGGUUAAGAUCGAAUGUGCCUAAUGGACAGCCCAAGUGGCUGCUAUCCAUCAUUCCGGAAUACCCAAUGCUCAACUUCAUGCUCACCACGGCCAUCUAUGUCUUGGUGUCUCAUCGGCUUUUCGAACUUACCAAUACGUUAAAGUCUGUUUUCAUACCCACAAAAGAUGACAAGAGACUGCUCCACAAUGUCCUCGCUGGAGCUACCAUUUCAUUCUGUUUAUACUUAACCGCUCUCAUUCUUCUCCAGAUCCCACACUAAUCAUGAGGGACUGUAAACAUGAAACUCGCAGAGUUUUCUUUGUCAAAUUUGCUAAAUAGUUACAACACACAAUCUCAUAUUGGACAAUAAAGAUUUUUUUCAAAGAUCAGUAGUUUAUGAAGCUUGCCAAAUGAAGGCACCUUUGCGCCAAUUAGAACCAUUGAAGUUUCAGAAAAUGGCUAAGAGUGAAGCAUCUUGUGGCAUUUGGACGGCAUCAUCAUCUUAGGACUAGUAUUGUUCGUUUUCUUUCCUUUCUGUUGUAAUUUUGCCUUGCAGUUUCUUAUCAUAUAGCUUCAUUUGUCUUUUUGUCAAAAUACAGAACAUAUGUGUUUGAGAAAUGAGAAAUGAUAAUUCAGUUCAAUU